Staurois parvus is the source of this 353-nucleotide messenger RNA. The record is from the annotation of a GenBank genome assembly. Lineage: Eukaryota; Metazoa; Chordata; Amphibia; Anura; Ranidae.
AUCUGCCGACAGUACACAGCUCUAGGAGCUACUCUGCACAGUCUCAGUUUGAUGUGUAUGGCUAGAAAGUUUAUUUUUUUCUUUAGGAGAGUGCAUGUGAUCAGCAUGGGGCCAAUCAGCGCUGUUCAGACAGAGGGGCAGGGGUCCUGCAGCCUCAUAGGACAAUCAGGGGAGAAUGAAAACUCCUGCUAUAAAGCUUUAACCAGUGCUCAGCUGGACACUGAUAGAAGUCUCAUGACUACUAUAUACUGCUGAUGAGAAAAGGUAUUUAGCAGUUUAGAUUUACUAAAAUAAUUGCACUUCCAUGUUCUGUGUACUGUGGGAGACCGGAUAUAGUGAAUGCAGGGUCCAGG